Jaculus jaculus (lesser Egyptian jerboa) is the source of this 313-nucleotide messenger RNA. Its product is annotated as DNA repair and recombination protein RAD54B-like. NCBI's taxonomy places the organism in Eukaryota, Metazoa, Chordata, Mammalia, Rodentia, Dipodidae. The record is from RefSeq and is a predicted model, not a curated record. The coding region runs from base 11 to 313 and encodes 100 amino acids. The transcript has a single exon.
ACUGCUGAAGAUGAGAAGAUCUGCAGCACCAAGUCAGUUGCAGGGGAAUUCCUUCAAAAGAUCAAAACUCAUACCUCCAGGAAGAAGUAAUCCAAAUCUGAAUGAAGGGAUUUCAAGAACAAAUCCAGAUAUAAAAUUAUUUCAGGGUACUACAAGUAAUGCCUUUCAUCAGUCCCAAAAUGAUCCUGGUGUGUGCAGUUCAAAUGUUUUGCCUUCCGAGGAAAGCAGUAAGGAACUUAACCAUGGGGAUGAGUCCAGUGGUCAGUUUAGUUCUCAAGCACGUGCAAUGACGGCAAUAAACCCCUGCAGAUAG